Messenger RNA from Callorhinus ursinus (northern fur seal), 351 nucleotides. Lineage: Eukaryota; Metazoa; Chordata; Mammalia; Carnivora; Otariidae. The record is from RefSeq and is a predicted model, not a curated record.
AUGCAGCACCCACCCUGCGGGCCUGGCAAUUGCUUGGCAUUAAAAUUUUUUCCGGAGGUCUCCGGGGGUGUGUACUGGGGGAGUGGGGCGGGGGGUUGGGGGGGUGGGUUGGAAGCGGAGGCUCCUCACCCAGCCCCCGCCCUGACUGCGUUGUGUUCGGCUGAGCGCGACGCCAACGUGGAGCGAGGCCUGGCGGUGGGGUUGCUUGUGUGUGAUCCCGAAGGGAGGCUAGACCGAGGGUGCAAAACGGGAGGAGGAGGAGGAGCGCCCUUAGGAACGAGACCGCAGGAUGUUUCUAGUUUUAAAUUGAAAGGAGAGGGGCGCCCCCCUUGUUUAAAAAUAAAUAAAUAA